GUCCUGGAUACGAUGUCGAGCCCAACAACAGCACCAUCGUCAAGGGAAUGAAUGCGGGCAAGCUGAUCUGGGAGCCCAUGCAUCGGGGUUAUGGUGCUGUGGUCGCCUUGGGAAGCAACUACACCGUUUCAGGCAACUUCCGGGGCGAUAUUGCCACCGAGCUGUCGGAUGUGGUUCUAGAGGAAGUCACCGGGCAGACGGAAGCAGUCAAGGUCACCAUCGGCAACUACACCUGUCAGGUGGCAGCUGUAGAUGAUCGCAGCUGGCUGGGUGUGCAGGGCCGUGCACCCUGGACGGCACCCAGCGUGUCCUGCCUGACACAGGCCUACGAGGCUUCCAGCUUGGUGAAGACCACCACAGCCGCCGCCACGGUGCAUCAUUACAAUCACGAACGAACGAUCGCCUACCGCCUUACCUUCAUUGAUGUGAAUGAUGGGCAGAGGGAGGGUGCAGAUCCUCGUGCUCGCGCCCGGAGCCUCUCUCCUACCCGGGUGCCCGACACAGAAACGGAGCCUCUGGUUCAGGAUCUCUGGGCACGUCGUCAACUUCGGAGUCUGCGGCAAGGGCAGAAUGCCACGGCUGUCGAUGCACCGCAGCCAAGUCGAGACAGCGCAGGACACCCGACCCUCUGCAACAAGCCAUGCAUCGGCAUGGCAAAGCGGGGACUCUGCCAGAGAGGUUCGGCCUGUGGCCUUUGCCACUACCAGCACGAUGAUGCGAAGCCCGACAAGAGGCAGCGCCUUUUGAUGAGCACGAUGCCCCGAGCAGAGCUACUCCAUCUUCUUGCAGAUCUACUUCGGGAGCGUGCAGAACAAGAUGGAGUCCGUGACGUGAGCUUGGCGGUGGCAGUACUUUCCGUCCACGCAGGACUGCUUCCAGGUCGUUUGCAGACGAAGUCUCGCAAGCUUCAGAACCUGCGUCAGGUGCUUCAGCGAAGGAACUUUGCCGGCAUCCUAUCGAUGGCUGCGAAAGAGUGUGAAGGCCGCAGCAGGGAGGUGCUGCUGCAAGAGUUGCGCGCUCUGAGACAGUGCGCCGAUGCGUGA
Molecule: messenger RNA, 1043 nt
Organism: Symbiodinium necroappetens
Lineage: Eukaryota; Dinophyceae; Suessiales; Symbiodiniaceae
Source: the annotation of a GenBank genome assembly